AUGCAACAAGAUUCGGCUCUCCGUGUACCCGGUGCCGUCAAGACGGUCGCAGGGAAUGUGCCCCCAAAAUCAGCAAACCCGGUGCUUCCCGCGCACCAAAGUUCAGGGUCAAACAAUGUGACCACUAGCCGGUAUUCCGACGAGCUGCACCAAUCCUAUGAUCAUUUAAGUCUUGCCUCACGGCUCCGAGCACAUGGUCUCAGUUUGGAUGACCAUGGCACAAGCCCACCCCAGUCCCCCAAUGUUCCGUAUACGGAAUACGCCUUCGUCGAAUCGCAACAACUGCUCUCACUCCCUGCUGAAAAUGUAGCAUUUCUCACAUCCAAAGGCUGCUUGAGCUUACCAACAUUCAAUGCAAUCGACGAGUUUGUCCAAGAAUACUUCAGGCAUAUUCAUCCAUCCGUACCUGUCUUGGACGAGGCUAAGUUCUGGCGCAUUUACCGAGACAACCGAUCUACCGGUCCCAAGAUAUCUCUUUUUGUGUUCCAAUCAUUGCUUUUAGCAAGCUGCCCAUUUGUGUCUUUAAAAACGUUGCGUCAAUGUGGAUUUGAGGAUAUGAAGGAUGCACAGAAGCAGCUGUACAACAGAGCUAAUCUAUUAUUCCAACUGAGAACCGAAGAACGGCCCUAUGCAACCGCGCAAGCUGCUGUUCUUCUUACGCAUUAUACCUCGGCGGAAGACCCCGAAGCUGGAAGCCUGUGGAUCACAAGGGCCAUCGAGCAUGCCAUGCUCAUAGAUAGUCAUCCGUCCUUGGUGGUGGAAUAUGCGCCAAUAUCGCUCAAGAAACGACUUUGGUGGUCGAUCUUUCUUCGUGACCGAAGCCUGUGUCUUGGCCUAUGCCGCCGUCCUCAGGUGACCUCAAUCGGCUUCCACGGAUGGAGUGACUGGCUGAAUACAGAGGAUUUCAGUGAAGAGUUGCAUCAGUCUCGAGUCUACGACUAUGCUACUAAGAAGCGUUUACUAGACGAACUUCAGAAGCAAUGUGAGCUAGCAGUGCUACUCACAGAUCUGGACAUCUUAGAGGAAACAUGGCCAACAUCUUGA
Penicillium expansum is the source of this 1044-nucleotide messenger RNA. RefSeq names its product fungal specific transcription factor domain-containing protein. Gene Ontology annotation, molecular function: DNA binding; zinc ion binding. NCBI's taxonomy places the organism in Eukaryota, Fungi, Ascomycota, Eurotiomycetes, Eurotiales, Aspergillaceae. The transcript is spliced from 4 exons. Bases 1 to 1044 code for a protein of 347 amino acids. Gene Ontology annotation, biological process: DNA-templated transcription. The record is from RefSeq and is a predicted model, not a curated record.